Molecule: messenger RNA, 2320 nt
Organism: Hyaena hyaena (striped hyena)
Lineage: Eukaryota; Metazoa; Chordata; Mammalia; Carnivora; Hyaenidae
Product: long-chain-fatty-acid--CoA ligase ACSBG2-like
Exons: 14
Coding region: 158-2176 (672 amino acids)
Cellular component (GO): membrane; endoplasmic reticulum
Molecular function (GO): long-chain fatty acid-CoA ligase activity
Source: RefSeq, a predicted model, not a curated record
GACCUCUGUGUCCCCCUGUGGCUACAGCAGGAGACGGGGUGACCACGACUGACAAAAACAAGCAGGACACAGAAGCAGGCACUGCCUCCCAGACCACAGCGAAGGUCCUAGGAGACCAGAUGCCUCCCCGACAGUAAAGAGAGAGGCUGAGGGCACCAUGGGCACCAUGUCCUCGAAAAAGCUGACUCCAAAGGACAAAGAUCACCGACCGGAAAUUAAAGCCAGAGGCCACCGCUACUGGACAUCAAAGCGCGACGGCGAGGUGCAGCUGCGGCAGGAGGACGCCUUCGCCAGCCAGCCGCCCGUCACCGUGCACGACAUGGUCAUGAACACGGCCAUCAGGUACGCCAACUACAUCGCGCUCGGCUCCAAGCACAGGAACGGCUGGCACCUCCUCACCUACAUAGAGUACUACGAGGAGUGCCGGCGCGCCGCCAAGGCCUUCCUCAAGCUGGGCCUGCAGCGCUUCCACAGCGUGGGGAUCAUGGGGUUAAACUCCGAGGAGUGGGUCAUCGCCAGCAUCGGUGCUAUCAUGGCUGGAGGCUUCUCUGUUGGCAUCUUGUCCACCAACUCCCCCAAAACCUGCCAGGGGAUCGCCGAAAGCUCGGAGAUGGACAUCAUUGUGGUGGAUAAUGACAGGCAGUUGCAGAAAAUCAUCCAGAUCCAGGGCUACCUGAAGCACCUCAAGGCCAUCGUCCAGUACAAGGAGGAGAUCCGGACCCAGCUGCACAACCUGUACUCUUGGAGAGGCUUCCUGGACCUGGCGGACGGCGUCUCGGAAGACACGCUGGACCAGGUCAUCGACUCCCAAAAGCCCAACCAGUGUUGUGCCCUGGUCUACAGCAUGUCGCUCACCGGCACCCCAAAGGCCAUGAUGCUCAGCCACGACAACAUCACUUGGACCACGGAGAUCACUGCCCAGAGCCUGUCUUAUAAGUCCCCCCCGGAGAAACAGGAGGUCCUGGUGAGCUACCUCCCGCUCAGCUACCUGGCGGCCCAGCUCUUCGACAUGUGGCUCUCCAUCUCUGUGGCCGGAGCCCUCUACUUCGCCCAGCCGGAUGCUCUGAGGGGCUCCCUGAUAGACACGCUGCGGGAGGUGAAGCCCACCAUUUUCUACGGCGUCCCGUGGGUCUGGGACAGACUGCUGGACACCCUGAAGAGCAGCCAGCUGGCCUCCACCCCGCUCCGGAGGAGGGUCGACAAGUGGGCCAUGUGGCUGGGGCUCAGGGCCAACAGAAGGCGGAUGCUGGAGCAGGCCCAUCCCCCGCUGUGCUUCAGCGUGGCCAAGAAGCUGACCUUCAACCUGGCGCGGAGGUUCCUGGGCCUGCACCGCUGCCGCCAUUACUUCAACCUGGGCGCGGGGCUCCCCGGGGCCACCUUGGAGUACUUCCUCAGCCUCAACAUGCCCAUCCGCGAGCUCUACGGCUUGGCUGAGAGCACUGGCAUCCACACGCUGUCCAGCCAGGAGGACUUCCGGCUGCUGAGCUGUGGGAAGUCCCUCCCCGGCACCCGCACCAGGACCCAGAAAGAAAAUGAGGAGGGCACUGGGGACAUCCACAUUUGGGGCCGGAACGUCUUCAUGGGGUACCUCAAUGAUGAGGAGAAAACCCAGGAGAAAAUUGAUGUCUAUGGCUGGAUGCGCACGGAGGACCUGGGCUUUUUGGACAAUGAUGAAUUCCUCUAUGUCUUGGGCAACGAAAAGGAUAUCAUCACCCUCAGUUCAGGUGAGAAGAUCAACCCGAAUCCCAUCGAGGAGCGCGUGAAGAGGUGCAUUCCCAUCGUCCACUACGUGGUGCUAGUGGGCCAGGAUGCCCCCUACCUGUGUGCUCUGCUCACACUCAAGUGCCAGGUCAACAUGGACACGGGGGAACCUCGCAACGCGCUGACCAGCGAGGCGGUGGCCUUCUGCAGGCAGCUCAAGAGCCAGUCCACCCGGCUGUCAGACAUCGUGUAUGACAGAGACCCAGUGGUCAUGGACUUCAUCAGUCAAGGGAUCGAUGCUGCCAACGCCCAGGUCACCUCCGACAGCGCCAAGAUCGUCAAGUGGACGAUCCUUGAGACGGACUUCUCCAUGGUUGGAGGGGAGCUGGGGCCGACCACCAAACUGAGGAGGGCCAACGUGGCCAAGAUCUACCAGCCUGAAAUUGAAAGCUUUUACGAGGAGGAUGAAUACUAGCAGUGGGAAGGGUGGGGGGCAUCCUGCUGCCCCAGGAAACCCCCUGCCAUGGGCAUCCCCGUCCCCCUAGAUCACAGAGCUGCCUUCCAGCAGGAGGGAAGUGCAGUGUUUCAGAUUUAAAGGUAAAAGGAGAAUAAAAUUGGU